AUGAGACACAGCCCUACGGUCCUCAUCCCUGAGUUGCCGCCUUACAUGCACACAUUGACGGGACGAAGACUGACCAGGGACGAUUCGCCGUCACUCCUAGUUCCGCCGUCGCUACAGCAUGUACACUCAUCUGCACGUUCUACGUACGUAUUUGCGGCUGCGCCCGCGUACUUGUGGACCAUGCAAAAGCGGCGCCCAGGACCAUAUGCAGCUGAACCUGUGCCUCGAUUGUCGCGCAAUGAAUCAUCCAAUGCCUCUGUUCUGAGAAUGGCUAUGUUGUUUGCUUCAAUUGUCCUACUACACAAUUUUGGGUCCUCAACCUUUUCUGGCUCUGUGCGUUGGGAGAAACUCGCUACGCUGGCGCGCUCUCUGUCUACCCUAGCUAAGCUUGUUCCUGGUCGUACUACCCGCUACCUUUCCGCCAUUCUCCUUCAACAGUACUCGCCGACGCAAGCCAUGUUACGCCGCUUUUCCAAGAAACCUACAUCCCCACCUUCCUCGAUGGGUAACCUCCGCCCAGCAGAACUUGCCCCAUCUUUGAGACAAGCCGAUCCCAAGGUAGCUGUUAUCAUGCAAUGUAUCAAGCGCGUUUUUUCGAGGUCAUCCAAGACUGCGACACCUGUAGCUGUACCAUCUGCGCAGAAAAAUGCGUCCGCAAGUACGGAGGCCCAUAUCACAGAUAAGACGGAUGGUGAUCCUGCAAAGGGUGAAGAAGUUCAGACUCCAGCGCCUGCAGGAACAUCCGUGCAGCGGAAGAAAUUUAUGAAAGCAAAGAAAGCUUUCGAAAUGGGAGGGAGUAUCCUUCUUAUGGGCGCAGAAGCAUUUUCUGCCGUCGGUGAUGCGUUACCCCCUGCAAAAGCAGCCGUGGACGGAGUGCUGCACAUUGUUGAUGUCAAUCGAAAACUUCGAGACGAUAAAGAGGAUAGUGAAAAGCUGAUCAGCUGGAUAGAAGGACGUGGCAAGAUAUUAGACGAAACCAUUUCGUCUAGUGCUGGAUUGUGCGAGGAGUACGAAGAAGCUGCUGUCCAGCUCAAUCGCAUACUAGUCGAGGCUGCAGAGGCCGUUUCAUUAGACAUACAGCGCAAUCAGUUCGUUCGUUUGACGACCCUACGAAAGCGGGCUGGGCAACGUCGCUUCAUUCACGAUCGCGUUUCAACUGCCUUUGGAGACUUCAUGUUCCGUGUAACAAUUCACAAUGCGUUACAAAAUGCUACAGUGCAGAAUGCUCAAGUACAUCUUCACACGGAGCACUCUGAACAAGGCUUGAUGAAUCCGCAGCGCUCAUCUAUGAUUAGACGACUGGGCCAGACUGGCUGUGCAUAA
Fomitiporia mediterranea MF3/22 is the source of this 1323-nucleotide messenger RNA. RefSeq lists its product as uncharacterized. The coding region runs from base 1 to 1323 and encodes 440 amino acids. Lineage: Eukaryota; Fungi; Basidiomycota; Agaricomycetes; Hymenochaetales; Hymenochaetaceae. The transcript is spliced from 7 exons. The record is from RefSeq and is a predicted model, not a curated record.